Molecule: messenger RNA, 2278 nt
Organism: Balaenoptera acutorostrata (minke whale)
Lineage: Eukaryota; Metazoa; Chordata; Mammalia; Artiodactyla; Balaenopteridae
Gene: MRPS27
Product: mitochondrial ribosomal protein S27
Exons: 11
Coding region: 28-1278 (416 amino acids)
Cellular component (GO): mitochondrion
Molecular function (GO): protein binding
Source: RefSeq, a predicted model, not a curated record
CCGGCCAGCCCUUUGGUAUGCUCCAAGAUGGCGGCCCACGUGGUGCGGCGGGGGAGCCUCUGGGCGCGGAAAGUGUCGCUGCCUCAGCUCUCCCUGACAGGUAAAAGAUGCCUGCUUUCUGCAGCAUAUGUGGACAGCCACAAAUGGGAAGCAAGAGAAAAAGAAGAUUGUCACCUUGCUGAUCUGGCAUCUUUAAUGGAUAAAACAUAUGAGAGAAAGCUGCCCGUUAGUUCUUUAACAAUAUCACGGUUUGUGGACAACAUUUCAUCUCGAGAAGAGAUAGACCAUGCAGAGUAUUACCUGUACAAAUUUCGACACAGCCCCAACUGCUGGUACCUGAGAGAUUGGACUAUCCACACCUGGAUUAGGCAGUGUCUAAAAUAUGGUGCCCAAGACAAAGCGUUAUAUACCCUUGUAAAUAAGGUCCAAUAUGGUAUUUUUCCAGAUAACUUUACAUUUAAUUUACUGAUGGAUCAUUUCAUAAAGGAAGAAAAUUACAAAGAUGCUUUAUCCGUGGUUUUUGAGAUCAUGAUGCAAGAAGCUUUUGAGGUUCCCUCCACCCAACUCCUCUCCCUCUAUGUUCUAUACUACUGCCUGGCAAAGAAGACAAACUUCAGUUGGGAAGAGGAGAGGAACUUUGGUGCAUCCCUGUUACUCCCAGGCCUAAAGCAAAAGAAUUCGGUGGGGUUGAGUUCCCAGUUGUACGGCUAUGCGCUUCUUGGGAAGGUGGAAUUGCAGCAAGGGCUGCGGGCUGUGUACCAUAACAUGCCCCUGCUGUGGCAACCAGGCUACCUCAACAGGGCCCUUCAAGUAAUGGAGAAGGUGGCCUCCUCCCCCGAAGACGGAAAGCUGUGUAGAGAAGCGCUCGAUGUGCUGGACAGAGCGCUGAAGGUGGCUCUGACCGCUCCGGCCCAAGGGUCUUCAGAGGACCAGCCCCAAGAAGGUGAGAAGACCCAGAAGUCAGAAGAACUGGUGGAGCAGCUGGAUGUGGAGGAAACGGAACAGUCCAAGCUUCCCCGUUACCUGGAACGAUUUGAGGCCUUACAUUCUAAGCUACACGCUCUGGGCAAAGUUGAGUCAGAAAGCCUUCUGACCCUGACCACCCAGCUUGUCAAGGAACAGCUCCCUCCCUGUGAAGCAGAAGACAUCGCUGCCUACGAGCAGAAGCUGCAGCAGUGGCAUCUGGAUUGGGUGCAUUUGAUUCAGAGGGAAAAGGAGCAGAGGGAGAGGGCCAAGCAGGAGCAGGCGGCUCGAAGAGCAGCGAAGGCAUCUGCCUAAUUAGGCCCCUCAGGGGCCACAGGAACUUCACAGGAGCCCGUCUCAGGAUCCACAGUGACCGUGAGGGCAGCCUCAGUGUCCUGCAUCCUCCUCCUCCUGGUCUUAAAGCAGACCCCCUAAGGUACAUGUCAAGCCAUGUGACCACCCACCCGGAUGCCAAGAAGGCUGUGGAACCAUGAAAGUGGCAAAUGGUCAGACUGAAGCCACCGGCUAAGUACCUUAAAUAAGGGCUCUCGAGGCUCAUAGUGGAGUUCUUGGGGGACAGGGAUCAAUUUUGAAGACUGAAAAUCCCUGAUACCUAGCGAUGGUGGUGGGAGAAGCCGUGACCGAAGAAUCCGGUCUCAAGCACAAGCUUUUGAAUGGUCUCUCUGUCCCCAGCCGAGGCCACCUGCAGGUCCUGAGACCUUGUCCCCUAAUCUCGCGUGCAAGCUGUCAGCCUGCGCUGGGUGUGGGAUGCCCACACAUCCCCACUUUCCCCGCCCAGACCUGAACUGGGAGAAGUUCAGACCUGAACUGGGAGAAGUCCAGUACAGCAGCGAACACAAGACCGGCUGGCUCUAGAAUCUCAGGGACCCCCGCUGGCAUUUUUAGCAUGUGAGGGCUUUUGAGGAGAGAGCAAGCCCUAGCUCUGAAGCUUCCGUGGCUUGACUCCCCAUCACGUUGGGGUAACUUUCUCACAAAGCAGUGUCUCAGCUCCUCAUCAAGUAGGUAAAGUGAGCCUUCUGUGUACACACAUGCACACACAUACAAUUUGUGAACACAUGUUUCAGUUAGAAGUUGGAGAAAAUGAGAGAUGGGAUGGGGCUUGCAGUGCGUAGAAGACAUGAGUGAUUGUAAAACUGUCAGGAGGUGGAAAAUUUCUCUCUGGGGUUUCUCUGUGGAAGGGGUCAGGGGCCGCUCUUGCUGGCUGUGUAAUUUUGCCCUUAUGUGUAGUGGUAUACUUUUAUGCAGGAUUGUGCUUUUGUAUCAAGAACCUGUGGAAAUAAAUGUUCUAGGAUCA